AUGCGUCCUGAUGUACCCCUUCACACACAACAGGCCUCUAAGUUCGGCACACCUCGAAUUCCGAACGCGCAUGGAGGUUUAAGAGGCGUAAUUGGCUUGGACAAAUCGAACUCUGGUCGUCCGACUUGUUCCGCCGCGUGUGAUGUCAAAUCUUUCUGUCUUACCUUGAAGUUGCGUGAAAUGGAUGAUCCAGUGGCCGAGAUUAAGGACGUUGUGCGAUCACUUGUGGAGCCUUAUGAAGCAUGGGUGCUUGCUUCGAAUGUGGAAAAAUAUUUCACCGAAGACGCGUUUAUCUUGCAUCCGCUCCUCAAUCAGACCCGAGCAAGAGGCAGCCGGGAACAUUUGAAAGGCAUUUACAAAAUUCUUCGGGUUUUUACUAUCAACAACAAAAUCGAAUUUCACGCGGUAAUGUUCAAUGAAGAUAAAACUCAAGGAGCGAUUGAAUUAACCGAGCACCUCUACCCACGAUUAUUUCCUUUUGAGAGCAUGAAAUUUUCUUUACCACUCUGGAUCCGAAUCGACUUGAUUAAGGAUAGUGAUGGAAAAUAUAGAAUAUGCAGGCAACACGACAUGGUUCCGACUGACCCAGGAAUCAUUAGUCUUCCCUUCCUUUCGAUUGUGGCCCAGGGGUUUAACAUCGUGAAGGCGUUCAAUGGUUUGGCCAUGGGGGUGAUUGGAAAAUUUCUCCUUGAUCGAAGGUAUCUUGGAGCUUGA
Puccinia graminis f. sp. tritici CRL 75-36-700-3 is the source of this 714-nucleotide messenger RNA. RefSeq lists its product as uncharacterized. The coding region runs from base 1 to 714 and encodes 237 amino acids. The record is from RefSeq and is a predicted model, not a curated record. NCBI's taxonomy places the organism in Eukaryota, Fungi, Basidiomycota, Pucciniomycetes, Pucciniales, Pucciniaceae. The transcript is spliced from 8 exons.